AUGGGGGAAGACAAGAUAACUCUCGGACGGUACAUGUGGGAACGCAUUCACCAAAUCGGUGUCGACACAGUCUUUGGCGUACCAGGUGACUUCAACCUGCAGUUUCUCGACUCCAUCUAUCUCACCCCAGGACUGAGACUCAUUACCAACCAAAAUGAGCUCAAUGGUGCCUAUGCAGCUGACGGGUACUCUCGCAUCAAGAACGCUCCUGGCUGCCUCGUCACUACACAUGGCGUUGGGGAACUCUCUGCCUUGAAUGGAAUCGCAGGAAGCAUGAGUGAGAAUGUCAAGGUGGUUCAUGUUGUUGGCCAAACAACGAGGACUAUGCAAAAUGCGAAAAUGAUGAUCCACCACAGCAUUGGCGGGAAGCCACAUCACCAGGUCUACAAUAAGGCCAGUGAAGGGCUGCGAGUUGCGGCUGCGGAACUUUGGGAUAUUGAGAGUGCGCCCAAGGAGAUUGAUCGCGUGCUGAGAGAGUGUGUGAUUCAGAGUGGUCCGGUCUACAUCUUCUUGCCGUUGGAUCUGAGUGCCGAGAUGGUCGAUGCGGGUUUGUUGACAGAGAAGAUUGAUCUUGAACCGAAGGUUGAAAAAACGGCCCAGGAUGCGGCGGUAAAAGCUAUAGUUGCUGCAGUCGCAGAGGCAAAGCAACCGACGAUUGUGGUAGAUGCAUUGGUACAUCGGUUCGGUGCAUCAGAAGAAGCGAAACAGCUGGUCAAGGCGCUCAAUGUCCCAUUCUUCUCCGCAGCAAUGGGCAAAGGCAUCGUUGAUGAGACAGAUGAGCAGUUUGUGGGCGUGUGGAACGGCGAAAUCAGCUCCCCAGGUGUCAAAGAAGUUGCAAAGCAGGCGGAUCUGGUCAUCACGCUUGGCUACGUACCCGCUGACACGAACUCCGCUGGCUUCUCGAGACCAUUGGAAGAUGGGAAAACCAUACACAUCAACCCGCAUGAUGUCAUUGUCAAGGGCAAAUCUUAUUCCUCUACUUCCAUCAAGCCCCUUCUUGCUGCUCUUUCCAAAGCCCUUCCAUCAACACCGCAACACAAAAUCCCUAAACCCACUUUGCCUGGCCCCCGUAUUCCUCUCGAUGCAAAUGCCGCCCAUCUGACACAAUCUGCGCUUUGGCCCGCCAUUGAAGCGUUCAUCCGCCCAGGUGAUGUUAUAGUUAGCGAAACAGGAACGAGCAAUACUGGUGUCUGUGAUAUCACAUUUCCGGCAGACAUUAGACUGGUCACUCAAAUCUACUAUGGAAGUAUUGGUUUCGCUACUGCUGCCACACUCGGUGUAGAUGUGGCACGACGGGAACUCGAAGAGGGUGGACAAAAGGCCGGAAGGACAAUUCUGCUAACCGGCGAUGGGAGCAUGGCAUUGACGAUACAAGAAAUUGGCACCAUGAUCAAGAACAAGUCCAAGUCCAUCAUAUUCGUACUCAACAACGAUGGAUACACUGUUGAGCGGUUGAUCUGGGGUGCACGACAACCAUACAACGAUAUCGUUCCUCACAACUACUCACAUCUGCUUCCGCUGUAUAACCACCCUAACCCCGAGACUUCAUUCCAUCGCGCCACAACAAAAGAAGAGCUCAAGGCUAUCCUGGAGAAGCCUCAGCUGCAGCAGCCGGAGAAUGUGCAGCUUGUGGAACUGGUGCUGGAUAAGAUGGAUACGAGCUGGAAGCUGGGGACCGUGCUAGCGUGGAGAAGUGAGGAGCACAAGGAGUAUCUUACGCGAGAAGGGUUUGUGGAUACGUAUGGUGGGUGGGGUUUGGAUGGCAAGGCUGGAGGGGAUGUGAAGUGGAGCUGAGUGCGGAUUCGCAGACGCGAUGAUUAAGAUGUGAAGAUACUGAAAACAGAAAUCCUUACGAUUGAAGACUUGAUUUGUUAAUACGAGAUACUGAUGUUUUAUCUUUA
Pyrenophora tritici-repentis Pt-1C-BFP is the source of this 1901-nucleotide messenger RNA. Its product is annotated as Pyruvate decarboxylase and related thiamine pyrophosphate-requiring enzyme. The record is from RefSeq and is a predicted model, not a curated record. Gene Ontology annotation, molecular function: pyruvate decarboxylase activity; thiamine pyrophosphate binding; magnesium ion binding. NCBI's taxonomy places the organism in Eukaryota, Fungi, Ascomycota, Dothideomycetes, Pleosporales, Pleosporaceae. Gene Ontology annotation, cellular component: nucleus; cytosol.